AGCUGCAGCGCAUCUCACCUUUGGCUCGCCCCAACGAACACUACAGCAUUAAGUAAAUGCGAUUGACUUCGUGCUCUUCGGAAGACCCAAGCUGGCUAAUCGUUGAAAGUGGGAGAUCCAUACUCAAACAAGAUGUCUCUAUCUUACAAGAUCUCACCGCAGCUAUGGAAGCACCUCGAUCACUUCGCUUCCUUUCCACAGACGGGCAUCUCGCUGCGGCAGAUGGUCCAAUUCGGCCGAAAUCCCAACCCUGGAACCAUUCUCCAAGCUGGUAGCUUCCUAAGAGAGGAACUACCGGUACGGCUAGCGCAUAGGGUUAAGGAGCUUGAUGACCUACCGCGGAGUGCAGGAGAGAUGCCGUCGAUCAUCAAGGUCAAGAAUUGGUAUGCGCAAUCUUUUGAAGAGCUGAUCAACUUCCCCAAGCCAAAGCUACCCGAGGAGAUUCAAAAGCGUCUGCAAGCAUCCGUCACACAAAAUGCCGCGAGUCUACCGACAUCGACGCCGAAUCCAAGCAUGGAGGAGAGCGAUGCCGCCGAUGAUCGAUCUACUGCCAUGGCGCAGGGCGACCUGAACAGCGCAAUUGCAAACGGGAAUGGCAAAGGUGCGGCGCGAAGACAGAUUCCGCUCGAGUCGAGGUACUACGCGAAUUACGAAUGUGUCGAGUGGCCGGCAGAGCUGCAAGAUUACAACGAGCAGUUCACGAAAUGCUUGGAAAACAUCAAACGCAGGCAUGACCCUGUAGUUACGACGAUUGCACAAGGCGUGCUCGAGUACAAGCGAGCGAAUCGACAUACCGCGCUGCAAUCGGACAUGCAACGCUUCCUCGACCGCUUCUACAUGUCGCGUAUCGGCAUUCGCAUCCUGAUCGGCCAACACAUUGCGCUGUCGCGUAGCAACCCCGCGCCGCACGACUCGAUCACCGCGGGGAACGCGUCGCUACGCGGCUUGGCUGCGGGUAGCUCGUCGAUCAGUGGUGGGCCAGAGGAGGAGCAGUACGUCGGCAUUAUCUGCACCAACACCAACAUCAGUGCCAUGGCGCACGAGGCGAUUGAAAAUGCGCGCUUCGUCUGCGAAGAGCACUAUGGGCUGUUCAAAGGCCCGCCAGUGCAGCUCGUCUGUCCAAAAGAUUUGACGUUCAUGUACAUUCCCUCGCAUCUGAACCACAUGCUAUUCGAGCUGCUCAAGAACUCGCUACGUGCGGUCGUGGAGCGAUAUGGCGUCGAGAACGAGGAAAGCUUCCCGCCCAUUAAGGUGAUCGUCGUCGAGGGCAAGGAGGAUAUCACGAUCAAGAUCAGCGACGAGGGCGGCGGUAUUCCUCGCAGUGAAAUGCCCCUCGUGUGGACAUACAUGUAUACGACAGCUCAGUCGGAGGAUCUAGAUCCCGAAUUCAACGCUUCCGACUUCAAGGCGCCCAUGGCAGGGUUCGGCUACGGGCUACCGCUAGCGCGGCUGUAUGCACGGUACUUUGGCGGAGACAUCAAGCUGAUCAGCAUGGAAGGGUGGGGGACGGAUGUCUAUGUGCAUCUCAAUCGGCUGUCAGCCUCGAGGGAACCUUUGCCAUAGCAUUCCGUCCGACUCGGCGCUUCAAGGCCGAUGCUUCUGCUCGUCUUCCAAACUGCAGCCAGCGCCAUGCCCCUACUGUUGUCUGUGGGCGGGGAGCAUGCGAGCAUGUAUUCGCACCGUCCUUCCAUACUGUGCAAGCUUGAUGCAGGCCGUUCUGCAAAGCAGAGCCCUUAUCUCGCAGGAUCUCGUUAUAUGCCGUUACAGCGGACUGUGGCCAUAUAGUUGGUCGAAUAGAUACGAGGUCAGUUUCGUGGUUGGGCCGAUCAUUUUAGGGUUGCUCUGUGCGCCAUUCGCCACCACCCUCCCUUCCAUUGCGCCUUGCAACGUGGCAGAUGAGUGAUCGAUGGGACAGGGCAACUGAGGACGCGAGUACCUGCGCUUUAUAUAAUCUGCUGU
Tilletiaria anomala UBC 951 is the source of this 1959-nucleotide messenger RNA. RefSeq names its product alpha-ketoacid dehydrogenase kinase. Gene Ontology annotation, cellular component: mitochondrion. Gene Ontology annotation, molecular function: pyruvate dehydrogenase (acetyl-transferring) kinase activity. The coding region runs from base 133 to 1563 and encodes 476 amino acids. NCBI's taxonomy places the organism in Eukaryota, Fungi, Basidiomycota, Exobasidiomycetes, Georgefischeriales, Tilletiariaceae. The transcript is spliced from 8 exons. Gene Ontology annotation, biological process: regulation of glucose metabolic process; protein phosphorylation. The record is from RefSeq and is a predicted model, not a curated record.